Funneliformis mosseae is the source of this 141-nucleotide messenger RNA. The record is from the annotation of a GenBank genome assembly. Lineage: Eukaryota; Fungi; Glomeromycota; Glomeromycetes; Glomerales; Glomeraceae.
AUGCAAGACUUUUUAUGCUUCCUUAAUAGUUAUCAGCAGCAAGUUGACAAAAUGAUUGCUGACUUACAAAGCAAAAAACAGAUCAUAACUGCUUUAGCUGGCAUAGCAGCUUCAUAUUUACCAAUGCAUGAAUGCUUAUAG